AGAAGGAGGCUAGACAGGCAGCGUACGGUCUAUGGGUAGCAUGAACGAGCGGAGUUCAUUUGUGGACGAAACGCUGGAAACAGUUAUUGAAAGAAUAGAGAGAGACAUUCAGCAAAAUAACGUAAUUAUCAGGCUGACUGUUAAUCAACCAAAGCGAAUAUAGGAGCUGCACUUCUUUACAGCUUUGAGCAGCAGUGUGAUGCAGGCUGGAGUCUGUCUGAGACAGGACACUGAGACAACACUACCAGAGCUCACUGAGGAGCACAGGGUCAGACCGAAAGAAGAGGAACUCAGUGGACUGGUGUCUGUCCACAUGGCAGAGUCAGAGACAGAGUGUGCUGCACCAGGACUCAACACACUGGAGCCAGAUUGUGUUUCAGCACACAGUGGGGUCAGUGACGUACACCACACAGACACAUCAACAAUAAAAACAGAAACUGAUCUGGGCUCCACCCACUCUGAGGAUCUUAAGGUGGAAAGCCUGAACAGUACAGAGCUGGGUUAUGUAACCCAUCUGCAUCCCGAAGAUAUCAAGACUGAGACCGAUGAUGGAGGAUACCUUAAGGCAGAACACAUCAGUGACUUGCAGGAUAUUAAAUGUGUUGUUAUUAAAUAUGAUCAACUGAAAUGUGAAUCCAGUGAAAGUUUAGUUAGCGAUUUCAUGCAUACUGUGAAUAAUGGAGCUGAAUCUGAUCACAAAAUCCAGACUGAACCUCAGCAAUGUGCAGGAGAGCCAAAUGAGACGGUUCAUACUGGUGACAAGCCCUACAGAUGCACUCUGUGCGGGAAGUGUUUCAACAGUAGAUCUAAUUUCAAUUCCCACCAGAGAAUUCAUACAGGUGAGAAGCCCUACAAAUGUACUCAGUGUGGGAGGUGUUUUCAUUAUCAAUCGCAUUUAAAUGCCCAUCAGAAAAUCCAUACAGGUGAGAAGCCCUACAGGUGUACUCAGUGUGUGAAGUGUUUCAAUCGUAAAUCUCAUUUAAAUUCCCACCAGAAAAUUCAUACAGGUGAAAAGUCUCACAAAUGUGCCCAGUGUGGCAAAUAUUUUCGUUAUCGAUCUCAUUUAAAUACUCACCAGAGAAUCCAUACUGGUGAGAAGCCCUACAAAUGUACCCAGUGUGGGAAGUGUUUUCGUAAUGGUGCUGAAUUAAACACCCAUCAGUUAAUUCAUACAGGGGAAAAGCCUUACAAAUGUAGUCGGUGUGGGAAGUGUUUUAGUAAUAGAUCGAAUUUAAAUACACACCAGCGAAUUCAUACAGGUGAAAAGCCCUACAAAUGUGCACAGUGUGGGGAGUGUUUUCGUUAUCGAUCUCAAUUAAAUACCCAUCAGAGAAUCCAUACAGGUGAAAAAAGCCCUACAAACGUACCCAGUGUGUGAAGUGAUUUAAUCUUAGAUCACCUUUAGAUGCUCAUUAGUAUAUACUAUGUGAAAAGUGUUUUGUUUUAAUAAUUUUAAUAAACAUAAUUUUAAUACCCACCAAGCAGUUAGUAUUAAUGAAACCCCUUUCAAAUGUACUUAAUGUUGGAAAUCCAUCCAUCCAUCCAUUAUCUAUACCCGCUUAUUCCUGGUCAGGGUCUCAGGAGAUGCUGGGUCCUAUCCCAGCAUGCAUUAGGCGAGAGGCAGCAUUACACCCUGCACAGUUCACCAGUCCAUCGCUGGGCACACACACCAUUCGCUCACACACUUAUACCUAUGGGCAAUUUACAGUCUCCAAUUGGCCUACCUGCAUGUCUUUGGACCUGUGGGAGGAAAACGGAGUACCCGGAGGAAACCCACACGGACACGGGGAGAACAGGCAGACUCCACACAGGAAGGAGCGCACAGGAAGGACCCAGGACCUGUGCUGUGAGGCACCUGUGCUACUCGCUGCACCAUCGCGCCGCCCCUAAUGUUGGAAAUGUUUCGGUGAUUCAUGCUCUGUGUCCCUUAGGAAAGCUGCUCAUUAAAUACAUUUUUGCCUGAAACUA
Molecule: messenger RNA, 1968 nt
Organism: Anguilla anguilla (European eel)
Lineage: Eukaryota; Metazoa; Chordata; Actinopteri; Anguilliformes; Anguillidae
Product: zinc finger protein 664-like
Exons: 2
Coding region: 200-1378 (392 amino acids)
Biological process (GO): regulation of transcription by RNA polymerase II
Cellular component (GO): nucleus
Molecular function (GO): RNA polymerase II cis-regulatory region sequence-specific DNA binding; DNA-binding transcription activator activity, RNA polymerase II-specific
Source: RefSeq, a predicted model, not a curated record